CUGGUUGAAAACAAUCCCAUUUACUUUUGCCAUCUUUGUUUACUAUUUUCCACCAGCUUGUGAAGUAGUAUUUGUGUCAUGUGACGUGUACGUACAUGAGUCGUAGAAAAGUCUAUGACGAAAGCAAGUCGAUUUAUACUGUGAUCACUCACACCACUCAUGUAAGAUUCAUCUUACGAAUACCAAAGUGCCAUCUUUGCCAGACCUGUAUAUACGACAUUGAUGGGAUACAACAUGCCAGAGCGAGACACCAUGUUUCGGACCGUGAAUACAUGGAGACACGAGUGCAACGGGUGGAUUAUGUGUUAAUAUUCAAGAUUUUAAGUACGUCAUCUAAACUUGUUUAUACCGUAUUUUAUUUACAUUAAGGCAUUUAAGCGUGUCACUGAAUUUACCCAAAUGCCGUUUCUUGAUUCGCUUCGCCGGUUUGAUGCCUAUCCGAAAAUUGAUAAUGAGUUCAGUAUAAGAACGGUAGGAGGAGCAGCAUUAACAAUUGUUAGCGGUUCUAUCAUUAUUCUGUUAAUUUAUUCGGAGCUCAUGGCAUAUUUAACACCCACUAUUGUGGAUCAAUUGUUUGUGGAUGGAACGCGAGGGCAGAAAUUGAAAAUUAAUCUCGAUUUUUACAUUCCCAGAAUUUCGUGUGAUUAUGUUUCACUGGAUGCUCAAGAUACAACUGGGGAGCAACAUUUGCACAUUGAUCAUAAUAUAUACAAAAGAAGACUGGACCUAAAUGGCGAGCCAAUAGAAGAAGCAAAAAAGGAAAACAUUCAAACUCCGAACAAAAGAAGUAAGGAAUUUGCAACACCCGUCCCGGAUAAGACGUGUGGUUCUUGUUAUGGGGCUCAGACAAAUAGUACUCCCUGUUGCGAAACGUGCCAGGAUGUGAUAGAUGCGUACCGAAAAAAACAAUGGAAUCCUGUUUUAGAUGAUUUUACGCAAUGUCAGAAUGAAGUAGCACUCGGAAAGGUUAGCCUUGAGGCAAAAGCUUUUACUGAAGGAUGCCAAAUUUACGGGUCCAUGGAAGUCAACAGAGUUGGUGGAAGUUUCCACAUUGCACCAGGUAAAAGUUUCUCUAUCAGCCACAUACACGUACACGACGUGCAACCGUUUUCUUCGAGCAAAUUCAACACUUCUCACCGUAUUAACACACUUUCAUUCGGAGAAGAAUUUGGUUUCGGUCAAACAAAUCCUUUGGAUUCUACAGAGGAGAUUGCAGAAGAAGGUGCAAUGAUGUUUCAGUACUACAUCAAGAUCGUUCCAACCGAAUUCAUUCCGUUAGAUGGACCAAAAUUGCACACGAAUCAAUUUUCUGUCACAAAGCAUCAGAAAAGUGUAUCGGUAAUGAGCGGAGAGUCUGGUAUGCCAGGGAUUUUUGUUAAUUACGAACUUUCGCCGCUGAUGGUGAGAUUUACAGAACAGAGAAGCUCCUUUAGUCACUUUGCUACAAAUUUGUGCGCAAUUAUUGGUGGAAUAUUUACCGUCGCUGGAAUUAUUGAUUCUUUGCUGUUUACUUCAAUUCAUGCGUUAAAACGUAAAAUCGAACUGGGAAAAAUCAGUUAGUUCAGAAAAUAAAAAAAUCUUUGGGAACCAUUUAAA
This is a messenger RNA of Topomyia yanbarensis, 1596 nucleotides long. RefSeq names its product endoplasmic reticulum-Golgi intermediate compartment protein 3. NCBI's taxonomy places the organism in Eukaryota, Metazoa, Arthropoda, Insecta, Diptera, Culicidae. Gene Ontology annotation, cellular component: Golgi membrane; COPII-coated ER to Golgi transport vesicle; endoplasmic reticulum membrane. The transcript is spliced from 7 exons. The record is from RefSeq and is a predicted model, not a curated record. Bases 400 to 1560 code for a protein of 386 amino acids. Gene Ontology annotation, biological process: retrograde vesicle-mediated transport, Golgi to endoplasmic reticulum; endoplasmic reticulum to Golgi vesicle-mediated transport.